GUCCUCCACCACUCUAUCAGUCUGUCUCUCUAUCUGUCUGUCUGUCUCUCUGAUAUGGAGGGAAGUCCUCGGAAAAUCCAGUUCACAGUUCCACUACUGGACUCUCACCUGGACCCUGAAGCUGCUGAACAGGGGGUGUGAUGGAGGCGGUGGUGUGUAAUGAGUCCAGGAUAAAGAUCAGAAGGAGACGGCCGACUCCUGCCACGCUGGUUGCAUCCAGUGACCCAUCGUCUCCAGAAAUAGAUGAAGAUCGUCUCCCACACCAGCUGUAUAAGCAGGCCUUGCUGAAUUCACCACGGCAGAGACGGAGAGGUGUGAAGGGAACUCCAACCAUGAAGGAGCUGCAGUUCCUGGUAGAACAUCAUGUGUAUCAGCAGUGCUCGGCAUCGGCAGCAGACGAGUCAUCAGAGAGCUGUGUAUCGGAUGUGGGCGGAGACGAUGACACUGAAGAGCAUGAUGGGAGUUUGAACUCUAAAGAUACGGCGCAGGAGUUUGAGAAGCUGCGAUGUCAGAUGGAGGCUUUUUCCAGAGAGAGUUUAUCAGAUGCUGCAGAAAUUGAAGCCUGUUAUUCUCAGGACAAAUCUGCCUCUCAGACAACAACACAGACCACACACACAGAAACAGAUCAGAAGAAGGAAAUAAAACACUGAUGAUGAAGAUGAAGAUAAACAGAUGGAGUCAUACUACAGACAAUCUGCACACUUUAUUCACUAAAUAUUAAUGCUAAUUAAACAAACACAAUAGGAGGUUAAAAACAAGGGGGUGGGGUUACUGUGAAGGGUGGGGCUGUCACCUGUAAUCAGCCACACCCCAUCACCCUCACUGUAAACUUCUGAUCAGAUCUGAUUUUCACUUUUCCUUCUCUCUCUUGUUCCUCCUUUCACUCAUUUUUUCUGCAUUUACAUUUUCAACACCAAACUUAUUAAUGAUUAAUAAUGAUCACAGUUCCUUUGUGCUCUGUGUGUGUGUGUGUGUGUGUGUGAGAUACAACAGAGUGUGUGUUUGACUGAAACUGAAACACACACCAUAAUAAAAUAAUAAAGUAGUUGAAGAAGAAACUCAUUACUGUUACAUUAUUUUGAAAAAAAAAAAGAAUGUGAUCUUCUGCUAUACUACUAAAAUAAUUAAUUAAUGUAGUAAUUAUAAUAAACUCCUCUCCGACACUGCACAUGACUUCAUCACAUUAACAACUAUACACACUUAUUUUUACUUUAUUAAUGAACUCUGACAUCUCUGACAUCCCCAUUAACACGUAACCAAGUUUGUGUGUGUGUGUGUGUAAUGUGGUUGUACAUGGCAGUGUUAUAAAGGUGUGUAUUAAAAAUAAUAAACUCAGAAAUGUGUAGAAUUAAUUCUGCAUUACAGCUGCAGCACCACAGAUCAUCUUCUUCCUCAUCUCUCCUCCUCUUCUUUUUCCUCAUCUCUCCUCCUCAUCUCUCCUCCUCCUCUUCCUCAUCUCUCCUCCUGCUCUUCUUCCUCAUCUCUCCUCCUGCUCUUCUUCCUCAUCUCUCCUCCUCCUCUUCUUCCUCAUUUCUCCUCCUCCUUUUCCUCCUCAUGUCUCCUCCUCCUCUUCCUCCUCAUGUCUCCUCCUCCUCUUCCUCCUCAUGUCUCCUCCUCCUCUUCCCCCUCAUGUCUCCUCCUCCUCUUCUUCCUCAUCUCUCCUCCUCCUCUUCUUCCUGAUCUCUCCUCCUCCUCUUCUUCCUGAUCUCUCCUCCUCCUCUUCUUCCUGAUCACUCCUCCUCCUCUUCUUCCUCAUCACUCCUCCUCCUCUUCUUCCUCAUCACUCCUCCUCCUCUUCUUCCUCAUCACUCCUCCUCCUCUUCUUCCUCAUCUCUCCUCCUCCUCUUCUUCCUCAUCACUCCUCCUCCUCUUCUUCCUCAUCUCUCCUCCUCCUCUUCUUCCUCAUCACUCCUCCUCCUCUUCUUCCUGAUCACUCCUCCUCCUCUUCUUCCUCAUCACUCCUCCUCCUCUUCUUCCUCAUCUCUCCUCCUCCUCUUCUUCCUCAUCACUCCUCCUCCUCUUCUUCCUCAUCUCUCCUCCUCCUCUUCUUCCUCAUCACUCCUCCUCCUCUUCUUCCUCAUCACUCCUCCUCCUCUUCUUCCUCAUCUCUCCUCCUCCUCUUCCUCUCCUUCCUUUCUGCACUCUUUUAUUAGGUAAAUGCACUUUUCAUGCAGUUUCUUGUCCUGUCUGUGUUUCAGAUUCAUCUCUGAAAUCAGACACACCUAUAGACACACAGAGACAGACAGACAGAGAGACAAACAGACAGUUUAUGUACAAAAUCUAUAAAAUACAUUUCUAUUUUUCUGUUCUGGAUGAGAAAUC
This is a messenger RNA of Ictalurus furcatus (blue catfish), 2322 nucleotides long. RefSeq names its product protein phosphatase 1 regulatory subunit 1A-like. Gene Ontology annotation, molecular function: protein phosphatase inhibitor activity. NCBI's taxonomy places the organism in Eukaryota, Metazoa, Chordata, Actinopteri, Siluriformes, Ictaluridae. Gene Ontology annotation, cellular component: cytoplasm. Gene Ontology annotation, biological process: intracellular signal transduction. The transcript is spliced from 8 exons. Bases 141 to 650 code for a protein of 169 amino acids. The record is from RefSeq and is a predicted model, not a curated record.